Messenger RNA from Ochotona princeps (American pika), 1065 nucleotides. It is a transcript of the gene BCL2L10, whose product is annotated as BCL2 like 10. Bases 167 to 736 code for a protein of 189 amino acids. The transcript has 2 exons. NCBI's taxonomy places the organism in Eukaryota, Metazoa, Chordata, Mammalia, Lagomorpha, Ochotonidae. The record is from RefSeq and is a predicted model, not a curated record. Gene Ontology annotation, cellular component: mitochondrial outer membrane. Gene Ontology annotation, biological process: extrinsic apoptotic signaling pathway in absence of ligand; intrinsic apoptotic signaling pathway in response to DNA damage; regulation of apoptotic process. Gene Ontology annotation, molecular function: protein heterodimerization activity; protein homodimerization activity.
AUUGCUAUAGGAUACACGUGAAAACGCGGCCAAGGCAGGGCCUCACGCUCGCGACAGUAUUAGGUUCAGCUGGGACUCCCAUUAAAGCCUCCACUCCCGACCCUGAAAAACGAGGGCUGGGCAGCUAGCUAGGGGUUGGAGGUGGGGGUUCCAGCCGCGGCCGGCCAUGGCGGACGAUUUGAAGGAGCGCACCACACGCCUGCUCACCGACUACUUGGAGUGCUGCGCCCGCGAGCCCGGCACUCCCGAGCCGCAGCCCUCCACGCCCGAGGCGGCCGUGCUGCGCUCCGCGGCCGCCCAGCUGCAGCGCAUCCACCGCCCCUUCUUCUCCGCCUACCGCGGCUACCCGGGCAACCGCGUGGAGCUAAUGAUGCGCGUGGUGGAGGCCGUGCUCCCCGACGGCCACGACCUCAGCUGGGGCCGCGUGGUGACGCUCGUGACCUUUGCCGGGACGCUGCUGGAGAGAGGGCCGCACUUGACCACCACCCGGUGGCAGAGAAGGAACGAAAUUGCCCGGGACUGCCAGCGCCUCGUGACCUUGCUGUGCACUCGGCUCACAGGGCAGUACCGUGCCUGGCUGCAGGCUCAAGGAGGCUGGGACGGCUUCUGUGCCUUCUUCAGGACCCCCUUACCACUGUCUUUCUGGAGAAGAGUGCUGGUCCAUGCAUGUCUGUCCUGCUUGCUGGCUACAGCCUUAAUCUACCUCUGGACACGCGUUCUGCAUCAUGCGAUGUAAGCAUUUUAGCCCAUUUCUACCUGUCAAACUGUGGCCAACCCAGUGGAGACUGAAGACAUGAGAAGGAGGCAAGCAUUUUGCCGAGACAUAGCUGCCUCCUUGCAUGUGAGUCUUGGGGCCGUGGUGUGGCCAGUGUCUUAACUCAUGGCAAGAACACAGAGGCACUGGCGAAGAGUAGUCCCUUGAGCAAAGGAGAUGGGGAGUCCAGAAGCUCUAGAACAAACUGCAUUCCAUCCUGUAGGAAAUCAGGUGCCAUCUGCUAUAUUUCAGUACCUCUUCCAUCUCUCCAUGAUUUUAUGUGCUGCUGCUGCUGAUUCAGGGCAAACGGU